ACAGGUAUCCGACAGGUGAAAGUUGCUCUCACCCUCUCUGUGUUCAAACCAUCUUUACCAGCUCAGGUGAAAGUUGCUCUUGCCCUCUCUGUGUUCAAACCAUCUGUACCAGCUCAGAACUACACGAUGUCCGUUAAAAGACAAGAAUCUGGGUAUGUGGACAACUGGCAGGCAAGGAAGACUCUUACACAGUGUAAUCUGCGCAUGCUCGAAACCGAAGACUUCAGUGACGUCACCUUCCGGGUGGGGUCACGGGAACAGGUGGUCCGAGCUCACCGCUACGUUCUUGUCAGUCGCAGCUGUGUGUUCCAUGCCAUGUUCUGCGGCCCCCUGGCGGAAAAAGGGGAGGUAACCAUCCCGGAUAUUGAGGCAGACAUUUUCAAGGAAUUCUUAAGGUAUAUGUACACAGACAAGGCUCGAAUCAACGCUGAAACAGUCACCGGACUAAUGUACACAUCCAGGAAAUACUCUCUUGAUGCAUUGUACGAUCUCUGUGUAACUUUCCUGGAGGAGUCCCUGUCAGAAGACAAUGUCUGCCAGAUCCUGGAGCAGUGCCAUGGUUACGGGGAACUGGACUUGGAACAGAAGGCCCUGAAGAUCUUGACUGAAGGAGGGGAGAGAGUCACAAAGUCUCCAGGGUUUGUGGGUCUUUGCUCUGAGUGUCUGGGGAAGCUCCUCAAAUCGGACACGCUGAACAUGAAAGAGGAAGAUGCAUUUGACUCAGUGCUGUCCUGGACAAAGGAAAGAUGCCGGAAGGAAGGUGUGAGUGACACGCCUGAGAACAGACGAAGACUCUUGGGUGAAAUGAGGUAUGAGAUCCGGUUUACCAGCCUACCACAGGAGUAUCUGAGUAAGGUUGUGGGCCCAUCUGGACUACUGACAGCGGAGGAGAGAGUUAGAAUUGUGGACAGAGCAUUUGAUUCUACUGUUGACAUUUCCCCAUUUGUAGGUUUAAAGAGAAAGCAAAUGCGGGAACCUGAUGUUUGUAAAUACGUCCAAAGAUUUGCAUCUGCGUCGGGUUUCGGAUGUGUUAUGUCAGGAAGCCAUGCUCUCUCUUUUUCAGUCAAUCACAGGAUUCAACUGAAAGGUUGUCAGCUGUAUGGUGGAUAUGAUGACAUGAAGAUUCGAGUGAUUAUUUCACUGCAUGACGAAGAUGGCGCAUAUAUAUUUGAACAACUGCAGACCGACGUGCAGCUUCUCGGGGGUGGGCAGAUGACUGACAUCUUGUUCUCUGAGUCGGUACUACUGCAGCCAGGCACAUCAUACAUUAUGUAUGUGGAAAUAGAAGUCUUUUCCAUGCAGUAUGGGGAUUCCUUGGUUCAGUGUGUUCAGAUAGGCUACACUGGGUUAAAUGGAAAGCAGACUGUUACCACUGAUGGGGUUCAGUUCACGUUUUCUGACGCCCAUAAUUACAAUACAGAGACAACAGUUCUGAAAGGAAACAUUCCUGGCUUCAUAUUCAGUAUCCCAGCAUUAAAGUAGCAUGUGGGCUGGCGAUGAAUACAUCUACCAAAUGGGUGACGCUGACCACAACACCCAUCAGAUCUGCAUUUGUACCUCGUGUGGUAGAAACACCUCUAUUAUCUGAUACAUCGAUGACAGCUGUCGUCACACGACAAAAGAACUCUUAUACUUGAAAGCGUUAAUCAGGAAACGUAACUAAAUACAAUAUGCCGAUGAGCAUUCCAAAUUAUAGAUGUACAUACCAAUUCAAUAUCAACGACCAUGUUUAAAAUCAAAAACUGACAUGCAUGGGAAUGUAUGUCGCUUGUAUGGUCUGAGGGAAGUAACUGCGUGUCCAUCAUGUAACUUCAUGUUCUAUAGUCUCAUGUUUCUACGGAAUGAGUGAAACCUGCGUCAUAUCUGUUUGCAAAAUAUCCUAAUUAUAUAAUGUAGCUUGAUUCAUAACACAUCUUCUAGCAG
This is a messenger RNA of Haliotis rubra (blacklip abalone), 1923 nucleotides long. RefSeq names its product BTB/POZ domain-containing protein 6-like. Gene Ontology annotation, cellular component: cytosol. Gene Ontology annotation, molecular function: protein binding. NCBI's taxonomy places the organism in Eukaryota, Metazoa, Mollusca, Gastropoda, Lepetellida, Haliotidae. The record is from RefSeq and is a predicted model, not a curated record. The transcript is spliced from 4 exons. Gene Ontology annotation, biological process: neurogenesis. The coding region runs from base 127 to 1482 and encodes 451 amino acids.